AUGCAGAUGCUAAAACGUAAAAUUUGGUUUAAUGUACACAAAGCUUGGUUUCAAACUAAAGCGAUCCAAAAGGGUCAACAACAAUAUACUAAUAAAGUGACACCUAAUGUAAACUUGGGGCAGGCGUUGCAUGAAAACAGACCUUAUUGGAUUAAGCCUGGCGAGUUAACACCAGGGAUAACUGCAUUAGAAUAUUUUGAAAGAAGAGUUAAGUUAGCAUCAAAGUUACCAAAAAAAAGUUGUUUAAUUUUGCCAAGUUCUCAAGUUAAAUAUGCUACAGGGCCAGUGUUUUACCCCUUUCAACAAAAUACAGAUUUAUAUUAUUUGACAGGCUGGAAUGAACCUGAUUCGGUUAUGAUUUUAGAGAAGCCAAACGAUAAUUUAGAUGAUGUUUUAUUCCACAUGUUAGUGCCUCCAAAAGAUGCGUUUGCGGAAAAGUGGGAAGGUUUUAGGACCGGCGUGGAAGGUAUUAAGGAAUUUUUUAAUGCUGAUGAAUCCGAUGAUAUUAAUAACUUAGUUAGUUAUACAUCUAAAAUUUUAAAAAGAAAUGAACAUCUUUAUUUUGAUAUACCUCAUGAGAAGAACAAUUCAACUCAAUUUUUUGGUACAUUUUUUGGGCAGUCACAAGAAUCAAAAUUUGCAAUUACUAUUAAUGACUUAUUAAAACGAGAUUUUUCAUCUAAAAAAAUCAGAAAGGCCAAGCCUCUAAUAGCUGAGCAAAGAAGAAUUAAAUCACCGGCUGAACUUACAGUUAUGAGAACGGCGGGUCAAAUUAGCGGCAGGAGCUAUAAUCAAGCUUAUGCUGAAAAAUUCCGUAACGAACGAACAUUACAUUCAUUUUUGGAGUAUAAAUUUAUCAGUGGAGGCUGCGAUAAGUCCGCGUAUGUUCCUGUAGUGGCAUCUGGUUCUAAUGCUCUGUGUAUUCAUUACACUAAGAACAAUGACGUUAUGUUUGACGAUGAAAUGGUUUUGGUUGAUGCCUCAGGUGCACUUGGAGGAUAUUGUUCUGAUAUAUCAAGAAGCUGGCCCGUAAAUGGUGAAUUUAGUGGUCCUCAAAGGGACUUGUAUGAAGCUGUGUUAAAUGUUCAAAGAAAAUGUAUUACUCUUUGUAAGGCUAAUUUGGGGUAUUCUAUUCAGGACAUACAUGAUCAAAGUGUUAAUUAUAUGGUUGAAGAGUUAAAGAAUGUUGGUAUUGAUAAUUCAAGAAGUCAAGUUACAUCGCUAUAUAAUCAUUUAAUUGGACAUAAUUUGGGCUUAGAUGUACAUGAUGUUCCUGAAUGCUCUAUAUAUAAGCCUAUUGAGCCUGGUCAAGUAAUUACUAUUGAACCUGGUAUUUAUGUUCCACAGGAUGAUAGAUAUCCGAAAUGGUUUCAAAAUAUCGGUAUCAGAAUUGAAGAUGAUGUUGCAGUGGAAAAGGACAGUUAUACUAUUUUAACUGUAGAGGCUGCUAAGGAAGUAAAAGAUAUAGAAAAUAUUGCUAGAAAUGGUGUUAACACGAAAAUUCCACAAGAUGUGGUUUCACCUCUAUUUUGA
Messenger RNA from Saccharomycodes ludwigii, 1533 nucleotides. RefSeq names its product aminopeptidase (gene ICP55). The coding region runs from base 1 to 1533 and encodes 510 amino acids. The record is from RefSeq and is a predicted model, not a curated record. The transcript has a single exon. Gene Ontology annotation, molecular function: metalloaminopeptidase activity; manganese ion binding. Lineage: Eukaryota; Fungi; Ascomycota; Saccharomycetes; Saccharomycodales; Saccharomycodaceae. Gene Ontology annotation, cellular component: mitochondrion.